Molecule: messenger RNA, 1755 nt
Organism: Momordica charantia (bitter melon)
Lineage: Eukaryota; Viridiplantae; Streptophyta; Magnoliopsida; Cucurbitales; Cucurbitaceae
Source: RefSeq, a predicted model, not a curated record
AUGGUAAAUAACCGUGGGAUCGAAGCUAACCCAGAGAAGAUAAAGGCCAUGCUCGAGAUGGAAGCACCCAAAACACUAAAGCAGCUCCAAUGUYUCAAUGGAAGGAUUGCAGCUCUGAAUAGAUUCGUCUCGAGGUCAACAGAUAAGUGCCUUCCUUUCUUCAAAGUCCUAAGAAAGAAGGGACCAUUUGAAUGGACGACAGAGUGCGAGCAAGCACUGGAACAAUUAAAGAACUAUCUCUGCUCGGCACCUCUGCUCGCUAAGCCAUUGCCGGGAGACAAGCUCCACUUGUACCUGACGGUGUCUGACAGCGCCGUCAGCUCGUCCCUAAUUAAACAGGAGAGAGUAUGCCAAAGUCCCGUUUAUUACACGAGUAAGGCCAUGACCGAGGCCGAGACCAGAACUGCGUUAAAGGGGCAAGCAGUCGCAGACUUCAUCGCAGAGCUUACUCCGCUGUCUCUGUCUGCUGAGCCUGACCUCCCGUGGACAAUCUACGUUGACGGAUCUUCCAACGAGAGAGGGUGUGGAGCAGGAAUCCUCUUGCUCGCAUCAGGCGGUGUGCAGUUCGAGUAUGCCCUGYGAUUCAACUUCCUGACUUCAAAUAAUGAGGCCGAGUACGAAGCGCUUCUAGCAGGACUCCGCAUUGCCAAAGGACUGGGGGCCACCCACAUUAAGGUCUUCAGCGACUCCCAGUUAGUGGCAAAUCAAAUCAAGGAGGAGUAUCAAACAAAAGACUCACGGAUGGAAAAGUAUUUAAGUAAAGUCAGAUCGCACCUCGCCCAGUUCAAAACUUACGAGGUGAAUCAAGUUCCGAGAUUAGAUAAUUCAAACUUAGAUGCCUUAGCCAAAUUGGCGUUGCCAUACGAGACCGAUCUAGCGAGAUCGGUCCUGGUCGAAAUCUUGGAUAAUCCUUCAAUUUUGGAACCAGACAUGAUGGAUAUUGAUAUGCCAACGUCCUCAUGGAUGGAUCCAAUUGUGGAGUACAUCAAAGGAAAUCCGCCGCAAGAAUCAAAAGAACACAAGAUGAUGGCACGAAGAGCAGCUCGAUUCAUACUUCGGGACAGAGCAUUAUACCGACGUGGAUUCUCCCUACCUCUACUCAAGUGUGUGACUUUUGAAGAAGGGAAUUACAUCCUUAAAGAAAUUCAUGAAKGAGUGUGUGGGAACCACUCURGAGCCAGAUCAUUAUCGGCCAAAGUGGUUCGACAAGGGUAUUAUUGGCCCACCCUCGAUCAGGAUGCGAAGCAGUUUGUGAAAACUUGUGACAACUGCCAACGCUUCGCAAACAUCAUCCAUCAGCCUCCCGAACUGCUCACCCCCAUCUCAGCCCCAUGGCCAUUCGCGCAGUGGGGGGUGGACAUUGUCCUUUUCCCCUGGGAAAAGGACAAACCAAGUUCGCUGUUGUCGCUGUGGACUACUUCACUAAGUGGAUCGAGGCCGAGACAACGGAAAGCAGUUCGACAACGCAAGAUUCAAAGACUUUUGCAGAAAGUUGAAUAUAAGUCAUCUCAGCUCGUCCCAGCGCAUCCAAAACCAAAUGGGCAGGUUGAAGCGAUAAACAAAAUCAUAAAGURUGGACUCAAGCUGAGAUUGGACUCCAGAAAGGGGAGAUGGGCCGAGGAGCUACCCGAAGUACUGUGGUCAUAUCGGACUACCCCAAGAGAGUCAACCGUCGAAAUGCCAUUCUCACUGGCCUUUGGCUCUGAAGCUGUUGUCCCAGUCGAGAUCGGCAUGCCAACAGACAGGGUAGAGUAG